UCUGAACAAUGAAGAUCCUUUCAGUACUUUUUCUCGCGAUUUAUUUCACAAACGUUUUCGCCGAGAGAAUUUGUGUUGAUAGUGAAAUUGAACGAAAAAGUGGCAAUUAUGUCGGUUGUUUCCAAGAUCAUGAGUUUCAACGGAUGUUCCGAGGAUACGUCGUGCAUUUGCAGCAAUCGAACAGUAAUGAACAGUGCAUAAAAUUAUGCCAUGCUCGACGAUAUGUUUUUGCCGGGACACAAUAUGGUUAUGGCUGUUAUUGUGGAAACUCGAAGCCACAAGACGAAAAUCACACCAAAGUCGCUGAUAAACAUUGUGAUAAACUUUGUCCAGGACAUUCUUCGGAAAAAUGCGGCGGUUGGGGUUACAUGAGUGUUUAUGAGACGGGAAUUGAACGAUUCUUGAUUGGUGCAAAAGGAAAGCUUCUGGAAGACAGUGACACCAUUUCUGAUAAAAAAUUUUAUAUUGCUUAAAAUAAAUAUUUUUGAAAAAAGUACUUCAAAAAAUUCCAAAAUUUAAGAGAAAUUGUGUUCUCUUAACUUCAAAAUUAGCCUUUUCUUAAUUUAUCUACAUUUUCCUGUUUCAUUUGAAUUUUAACGGUUUUUUUAACGGUAUUAAAAAAAUUCAAAAUUAUCGAAAUUUU
Molecule: messenger RNA, 643 nt
Organism: Culicoides brevitarsis
Lineage: Eukaryota; Metazoa; Arthropoda; Insecta; Diptera; Ceratopogonidae
Product: xylosyltransferase oxt-like
Exons: 3
Coding region: 9-473 (154 amino acids)
Cellular component (GO): plasma membrane
Source: RefSeq, a predicted model, not a curated record